This is a messenger RNA of Haplochromis burtoni (Burton's mouthbrooder), 10441 nucleotides long. RefSeq names its product Rho GTPase activating protein 10 (gene arhgap10). NCBI's taxonomy places the organism in Eukaryota, Metazoa, Chordata, Actinopteri, Cichliformes, Cichlidae. Gene Ontology annotation, biological process: signal transduction. Gene Ontology annotation, cellular component: cytoplasm. Gene Ontology annotation, molecular function: GTPase activator activity; protein binding. The transcript has 23 exons. The record is from RefSeq and is a predicted model, not a curated record. Bases 502 to 2805 code for a protein of 767 amino acids.
GCUAUCUGGCGCAAACCUUUGCUGGCAGAAGUUUGCAACACGCACGCAGAUGUCAGUAGCGGAGUUUCUCAAUCUGUCACUUUAGCUAGGUGGAGUACAUUUGAUGGAGGAAGGAAAAAAUUGGACACAGCACACUCUGACUUUUUGACCACUGGUGUCAACCGACUUCCGAUGAAUGCUUCAGGCGAUAUCGUAUCUUUAUCACUUCUUAACCGUUACACUUGCUAGUCAUUCUGGUUUUAUUUGACAGCCGUGAAACAACACCCAUGAGCCCGUGUCAGAAGUUACCAUGCUAAACAACGUUAGCUGCUGCUGCUACUUCUUCACGUAGCUAUGCUUUCUCAGCCCGACUCGAAGACUCCUAAAAAACGACCCGUCAUUUAACAGCAGCGACUAUUUAUUUGCACGAAUUGCAAACUGAACCUGGAUUUGUUGUGCUUCUUUUUUUCCGUGUGUGAGUUUUCCGUUGUUUGAAAACGAAGCUAUCAAUCUGUCACAGCAAUGGGACUACACCCGCUGGAAUUUAGUGAGUGCUAUCUGGACAGCCCGAGCUUCAGGGACAAAAUAAAGUCACACGAAGCAGAGCUGGACAAAACUAACAGGUUUAUCAAAGAGCUGUACAAAGAUGGGAAGAACCUCAUCAAUGCAACCAAGCAGCUUGGGAUGGCACAGCGCAAGUUCGCCCAGUGCCUGGGAGAGUUUCAGUUUGAGUACAUUGGCGAUGCAAAGACCUAUGAUGAGAAAUGUAUCGAUGAGUCUUUGCAAGAGUUCUCAGCAUUCCUCAAAAACCUUGAAGACCAAAGAGAGCUGAUGAUGAGGAACAUCACAGAAACCUUAAUGAAACCUCUGGAGAAGUUCAGGAAAGAGCAGCUUGGUGCAUUAAGGGCGGAAAGAAAGAGAUAUGAAAAGGAAACAGAGAAAUACUACAGUUCUUUGGAAAAGCUUCUAAAUAUGUCAUCAAAGAAGAAAGAGCCACAACUGCAAGAGGCAGACACGCAGGUGGAAAUCAUGAGGAGGCACUUUCAGGAGGAGUCGCUGGACUACGUGUGCAAACUGCAGGAGAUCCAAGAGAGAAAGAAGUUUGAGUGUGUGGAACCGAUGCUGGCCUUCUUUCAGACAGUCUUCACCUUUUAUCACCAGGGCUUUGAGCUCGCCAAGGACUUUGACCAUUAUAAAACAGAGCUGCAGAUUAAUAUUCAAAAUACAAGGAAUCGAUUUGAGGGCACUCGGUCGGAAGUAAACGAGCUGAUGAAGAGGAUCAGAGAGGCACCGCAAGAGUACAGACAGACGAGUCCCAUCAGUUUUGAAGGCUACCUCUAUGUACAAGAAAAACGGCCACCUCCUUUUGGUUCAAGUUGGGUCAAGCGUUACUGCACAUUUGUUAAAGAGCAAAAGAUCCUGCACAUGGUGACUUUUGACCACCGAUCAGGAGGAAAGAUUGGGGAAACGGAGUCCAUCACACUCAAAUCCUGUGUCCGGAAAACGACAGAUGUGUUGGACCGGAGGUUCUGUUUAGACCUCGAUAUAACAGAUCGGCCAGGAACGGUGCUUACAGUGCAGGCUCUGUCUGAGGAUGACCACAAGUUUUGGAUGCAAGCCAUGGGUGGGAAGGAGCCUGUUGGACAUUAUCUUAUGAGGACUUAUUCUAAAGAACGUGGAAUCGACGCUCAGUUGGAUGAUGUUGGUUUCAGUUUUGUGAAGAAUUCCAUCAGUGCAAUAGAGAAAAGAGGCAUUAAUGACCAAGGCCUGUAUAGGGUUGUGGGGGUAAGCUCCAAGGUCCAGAAGCUCCUCUCAUUAAUGAUUGAUGAGAAGAGCGACGAAGUGGAUUUGUCAGCCAGCGAAGACUGGGAUGUUAAGACAAUAACAAGUGCACUGAAGCUUUAUCUGAGGAGCCUUCCUGAGCCGCUGAUGACCUAUGAACUUUACAAAGAGUUCAUUAACCCCGCAAAGGGCGGUAGUCCCGAGUCUCGCAUCCAAGCCGUCCACUGCCUGGUCCACAAACUACCGGAGAGGAAUCGACAAGUCCUCGGGCUGCUUAUGAAGCAUCUGGCCAAUGUGGCGGCACACAGCAAGCAGAAUCUGAUGACCGUGGCCAACCUGGGCGUGGUGUUCGGACCCACAUUAAUGAGGCCACAGGAGGAGACUGUCGCCGCCAUCAUGGACCUUAAGUUCCAAAACAUUGUGGUGGAAAUCCUCAUUGAACACCAUGAAAAGAUCUUUACAGAUGCUCCCGAGUCAUGCCCUCUCUCACCUGCUGCCCCAGUGCUCUGUGCUCCCACGAGGCAGUCCAAGAAAAUGAGUCGACAGAAUCGGCCUUUGGCUGUCUACAAUCCGCAAGCCCUUGACAUUCAGAAUGUGUCAACAGUGGGAGACGGUUCCAGCCCAGCUCCAGAUGAGACAUCAAUGGGCAGCAAUGAAUCUGUAUCAUCGCAGUCAUCAUCAGCCUCAGCCUCAGAGGUGAAUAUGGAGAAGAGUGACCACGCCCCUCUUAAUGCCAGCCUCUCCUCAGGCAGCAACUCCGGAUCUGCCACAGCAGCAGCCUCCUGCUCUGCUCCUGGAUCGUCAGGAGAGCGUCAAACUGCUGCUACCAAAGCUACUUCUGACAAAGAAAGGCAAGAAGAAAGUGUCACCAGCAGGAAAGCCAGGGCAGUGUACCCAUGUGAGGCUGAGCACGACUCUGAGCUCUCCUUCCACGUCGGCGACAUAUUCAACGGUGUGACCCAGUCGAGGGAGCCGGGCUGGCUGGAGGGGGAGCUGGAGGGGAAGAGGGGCCUCAUCCCUGAAAACUAUGUGGAGAUGCUGUAGAACCAAAAAGAAAUAUUUAUGGACAUUUCAUCACGUUCGCCGAGGGAAGUAUGGGAAGAUGCACGUGCCUCGAUAGCCUCGUUCAAUCGAAGCCCUGAAUUUUCUCAAUCAGUAAUGACAACACCAUAUGAUGUUAUUGGUGCAUUUUUGUUUGUUUGUUUGUUGCUGGCAAGUAGACUUUACAAUGCAUUUGCAAGCAUGUUUAUGUGUUUGUUCAUUUUAGCCAAGUGUUCACCUUAUUUUUGACAAUUGUAAUUGCAAAAUGGGAUUGCACUUCCAGUGCUCUGCUGUAUAUGAAGAUGCUGUAGCCUCUAUCCAAGGAACUUAGCAGAACCAGAGGAGAAGCGUCUCUCUAAGCGCCCUCUGCCCUGUUAUACAUGGUAUCCAUGAGCUCAAAGUCAAAGGGUGAUCUUCAGAAACCACAAAGUAGAAUGACAGCACUCAAAACCACUGUAACAUUGACCCCCUCACAACCCGCCACAGCCCUUGACAUUGAUCCACGCAAAUUUGUUUGAGAUACCCUUUGUGCCUUCACAGUCAAAGCACCCGGUGUAAACAUGCGUACGGGUAUGUAUGAAAACGAUUGGGCGAACUUUUCAUUUAUACGCUUUUGCGAUGUUCUGUUCUUUUGAGAAUAGACAUGCAAAAGGAGGCACACUGCUGAUGUAAUUGUAUUUUGUGUAAUUGGCGCAUUGAUUGCACGUUUUGUUUUGUUCUUCUUUUUUUUUCUCAUUUUAAUUUACAGUGCCGUAUCGUUGCUGCCGAACUCUUUCAGAAACGCCUCUUAGCCACCCGAUGGAACCUGUUGGGUUAAACACUAACACCUGACAAUCAGCCGCAGUCGAUUUCGGCAGGUGAUCGAAACCAAGUGUUUUUCUUCUCAAAUCCUCCGUCUGGUUUGUUGUUUUUCGAGUUCAACAUUACUCAGGUUCUUCAGAGCAAAGGAAUGAGACACUCCCAGAAAGUCUGAAUUUUGACUUUUAUUAGUUCUUUAUUAACUUAUCGGAAAUGUGUGUUUUAUUGUGAACGAGACCACGAAAUGCAGUACUUUGAAAUAUUUGUACCGUUUCGCAUCCAUCGAGUGUACAAAGCCCUAAAGAGUUACAACCAAGUAUAUUUACUGCGCUAAGUAAUGGAUGGUUUUUUUAGGUUGUCAUUUAGAUUUGGUUUUAGCAUGUGCGCACACCAUAAUACAUUUUAUCCUUCAGCUGUUCAGCGAAACACUUUCAUUUGUCUGAGAGCUUUGGUUCAGCUGAUUGUUUGUGUUUGCAGCUGAGGUUACAAUAAUUUAAGACAAUGAUUUAUGACGUUUGUAAAGGUUCUUGGCUUUUCUCUCUCUCUUUUUUAAAAUUUACCUUUGGGUAACUUCUUGAUCAAUGUUAAACAAAUAAAGAUAUCUAUUUUUGUUCUUUCACUGCAUUGCAUAUUCUUGUCAUGAAAAAAUACGAUAAAUGAUUUAUUUAAUUUUUUUUUUUUUUUUUUACAAAUUAAGGUCUUUAACAGUUUCUUUAAUUAUUGGACUAAUCUCACAACAGCCUAUUAAACGACACACAUUUCAUGGCCGUAUUGUGCCGACUGAGAGUUAUAACGAAAGUUUGCCGUUUAGAUCUUUGUCUGGGAAAUGUGCAGCUUUAUUAAUGUGAAACGUGUGUGGUUUUUUUUGCUGAUUCAUCCAUUGUGUCACUGAAAAGGCUCCCAGUUUCCCACAGAGUCUAAGAAUAAAAUGAUGAAAUGCGGAUUCAUCCUGCAGCCACUUCACAUACACUGAACCCUGUGGUGUAAUGUAAUCCUUCCUCUUUAUAUUGACCUGUGCUGGGCCCCUCCGACUAAAAGCUACUUCCAAAAAAACUUUCCAUAAAGGGAUUAAAAAUAGAUGUUAAUCUUUUAUGGAGGAAAAACACACUAAUCCACCCUCCUCACCACUCCCUGAUCCAUUAACAUCUCAGCCUCACGCAUGUUAAUUCUUAGACUACAUCUGUGUAAUUAACACACCAAAUGGCCUCAAGACCCUGAGCUUCGGCCUCUGUUACAUAAUCACCAUCAGUGCACCCCCUGCUACACUCAGGCCUCCAGUGAACGGGCUGAUGCGCUGUUUAGCAGCGUAAACACAUGCAGGCUUUGUCCAUUUAAAGAAAGGUUUUUAGUGGUUUUAGUGGGUGACACAUGUCCACCAGCCCCCCUGAAGCAACUGUAACAUUAACAUUAUGAAAUGAGGCAUAGCUAAUGAGAUGGGUACAAUAGUCCCUCAACUACCACAACCGCCACCACCACUGCCACCCACUCCUAUGGCUCUUCAUCAUCUUCCCUCCAGCAGAAUACUGCUGAAUCAUAGACGUGCGCCCUGCCUGCCUCUCACACUCUUUGGACUGUCAGUCAGAAAGCAUGCCAUGCUGCAACGAUCUGCCUACCUAUCUCUCUCUCAGUAGUAUUUAGGCUCAUCUCUGCUCCCUGCUGCCUCAGCCAGUGAUUCACUGAGGCUCUAGUAGUUUCAAAAUCAAUUAAGCUCCAUUCAUUUAUUAGUUCUCGUCAUUGUGUGAAAUUGUUGAAUAGGAACAGCGUUGGGCUUUUCAUAUUUGAGGCUUGUUGAGCUGCCCUCCACAGCCACUUAAGAUUGAGGUCAGCCUACCUGUGCAUGCAUUAUUCAUUAGUGUGCAUCAGACUGGGGUGAUGUAUACAUCAGUGUCACCAUGUCGACUUACUUGAUGCGUGUGAGUAAAAAAAUCCAGAUAGAUGUGUUCAUUUCUCACAUCCCAGCCCCCCACCGGCUGUGUGCCAGCUGUCCUCUACCUCCCAUGACGCAGUGUCCUUCAGCCCCCAAAACACACACACACACCAUGCCGUGACUCAGCCCAGAUCAAAGCAGCGCAGCAGUUUACCUACAACCGUGAGAAAAUGGCACAACUGCCUUAAUACUUUCCUGUGUCUCCAUCACGCUUCACACUCGUAGACUCGGUGUAUUACCGGGGCUGAAAACUGAGUGGGAAUUUGGAGGAAAGUGAAUUUCAAACAUAAAGGAAAGAGUGUGUUUUCGUGUGUGUGCGGAAAGGGGGUGGGGGGGGGGACUCCUCAGCUGAGAAAGUGGGCCACAGAAGCCGCCAUGUGUGCGGGUGCAGCCGUGAAAUCAGCCUGAUCCAAUAGAUUCUGUUUAUCUGGCACGACUACAAGUGAAAGCAAUUGGAAAUCUGGGGGAGAUUUGGAGAGGGCUGUGGAUUCACAGAGAGAGAGAGAGAGGGAGGAGGAGGAAAAUGAGCAAAAAAAAAAAAAGUAAUACUGUCUGCUCUACAGUCUGGCAAAGCAGGCGUGUUUUCAGAUCAGCCUUUAACAAGGUUAAUGGUGAUUUUUCUCCACAGGCGUCGUUUUACUGUAAAAGGCUCACGCUUGCCCGCUGCCUUUUUGUCAUUAUUCACUCUUCCCUCUUUCUGUUUCUCUUCAUCUCCUCUCCUAGUGAAUGGCGUACCUGCUGAUGCUUCUCUCUGUUUUGUUUUCUUUACCUUAUUAAUGUCACCGCCCACCAAAUGCAGCUGUUUCAAAUACAUCCAUCAACUCUUAUAGUUUGGGGCAGGGGUAUCAAAUACAAGACCCAGGGGGGCAGAAUCGGUCCGGCACAGACCUUUUCCUCCUAAUAAAGAUCUUCCCCUUGAUCAUUUUUCAUUUUUUCUUCUUGUUGGUCCAGAGUAAAAAUGUAGUUUAAUCACAGGACAGGCAACUACAAGCCAGAGCUUUUUAUGUUAUGUUGCACAUUUAUUUACUUACAAUUUCAGUUCAACUAUAUAUUAACAGAAAGAGUGAAUUUCAAUGGUCCGGCCCACUUAAGAUCAAAGUGGGCUAUAUGCAUCCCGUGAUGUAAACGAGUUUUCUAGCUUCUUCUCAUUGGUACAGAUUUCAUCGCACACGCCUUUAAAACACACACACGCACACAGUUGCACACAACCCAUAAAUUACAACAAAUGCUUCAAUUUAAUGGUUUUUUUAUUAGAAUCUUGCAAUAGUUUGCAAACACAAGUAUGGCAAUAUCUGCAUCAAGAUAUACAGUAGUAACUGCUUUCGAAGAUGUUUUAUUGGUUUAUAGUGAGGGUUGUCUACUGUAUGUUUGCUGAGAAUUAUUAUACAAAGCAUCUGAGUAAAAAAGUCAAUUUUCAAAUUGGAAAAAGAAAGAAACUAAAAAAAAAAAGAAAAAAAAAUGUUGUAUAUAUUUAUAAGAAAAUGCACUGCCAUGGCUGUGGAGAUAUGGCUUAGUCUCUCUACACCCGAAUCAUUAUUGUGAACAGAGAAUGGUGAUGAUGGGACUCCACGUACAGUGACUCCACCAAAGUGUACUGUGACACUGCAGUUAGAAAGAAGAAAAAAAAACCAGACAAAUAUCCCGAGUUAUCCCGAGCCGACAGGGAGGGAGUUCAUUUAGGACAGCUUUGAAGAUAGAGCCGCUCCCCCAAGUACGGGGGUAAGGGUUGAUUUUAUUGUUUGCAGUGGGCGGUGAUUGAUGACCAUUAAGUAAACAAUACAUUAAUCUUGCUCCUCCGAAGCAUUGCCUCGACACUUGGGGGAAACACACUUACAGUCCCUUUUAGCGGAGAGUUAGGAGAUGAGAUGUUUUGAUACCGCUCUCAGUCGGCUGUUUUAGAAUUCAAUUUCCCCAAAAUUUACCAGACUGACUGUAGACACUCUCACAUCAGCCACAAUGCAACUCCACCACUGAUGGCGCCAAAGCCCUUCAACAAAUGCCUCCACACUUUGAUCCGGGCAGUUAUUUUGAAUUUGAAUGCUCACUGGGACAUUAAACCUCCAUAAGUGUUUAAAAUGAAUUGCAGAAUCUGCCCCUAAAUAACAUUUUAAAAAGGUUUUACCUCUAAAAAUGAUGCUUCUACCGUGACCUUUGCCGUUGUGCGAGUGCCAGGUCUGUCUCCUCUCCUAUUAUGCCAGCAGUGGCUCAUAUUCAAACACUGUGGUCUUGAGCCCCGCCUGACGGCGCCUCAAACGACACCAUUCCCUGCUAUUUCCUCUUGUUUCCAGUCUUUAUGUUCAGCCUAAGCAGAUUUCUGAUUUCAACACUGGAGUGACGCUCAUCUUCUUAUCUAACUCUCUGCAAGCAAGCGAACAAGUGCGUGUCCUACUAAACUAUAUCCAAAAGUAUUUAUCAAAAAAAUAGCCAGAUCAUAUAUCUGGAGGAUGAUAAAGGAGAUGGAGCUUGAUAACAUCAUCAUCUUUGCAUUUUUUGAUACUUUUAAUUUGAAGGUCCAGAAGAAAAAAAAAAAGGGGGGGGUCAUAAUUGAAAUUGGCUGGAUGGUCGGGUAAACCGCAGCUUCUCUCAGUGUGUGCACAAAGCCAAAAAUAAUGUUCUGUCACAUAGCCGCAGUUUCAAUAAUUUGUGACUUCUUGAUUUUUAUUGUGGUGCUCAUCAACAAUUACCGCCACGGAUUAGGAAAUCAUUUCAACAGCAACAACGAUCCAUCACUUCAUACAUCUCGUUACAAAAUAAAUCCUUUUUUAAAUCGUGUUUUUUUUUUUCUAUGAGUCGGGGAACAACAAUGCAAAAAGUAAAAAAAAGAAAAAAGAUGCAGAAUCAAAUAAUUUUACUUAAUAAGAAGAUAAUAAAUGUUCUCUCUCUAACAUUCAGGUAGUAAGUUCCAUAAGUCUCUCACGAUGUAUGAUACAUUCAUUUCUCUGUUUGGCCCUUUGCCUGGUGCCAACCCCUUUCUUGAAAUUCUCCUCUGUGAUCCGACACACAGGACAUGGCGAGUGGGAAACACACAUUAAUUUUUUUUUGUUUGUUUGUUUUUGUCUUUUUUUUUUCUCGAAUAUUCCAACAAGAUGGUUAAAGUAGAAAUGUUUUAUACUACACUCAACAUAAGGACUUGCUGUAUUAUUUACAAUAUAUACUGUAAAACUGUAAAUCAGGUGAGAUAAAAAGGCACAAGUUUCCCUUUUUUUCUUUUUAAAUACAAUGUAAACAUCUCAUCAAAAAGCAUGCAAUAACAUUUCAUUUUACAAAAAGGAUAUCGUUUUUAGACAAAGUACUUAAAUAUUGUUUUCCAGCAAAAUAUAAUUCUCUCAAAAAUACUUUCCCAUUCAUCCUAUGAACCUUUAGACAGUUUAUUUUUUUUAAAUUUUGAAUUCUUGAAAAGAAAAAAGAAAAGAAAAAAGACAAGAAGCAAAAUAAAGAAACAGUGACAGAUCAGCGUAAGGGCACGGCAAAGACGAAUCGGGUACUGCAUGAUAAUGACUGCGCAGGAGAAAUUAUUAUAACGUUUAUGGCAAAACACAAGAAUCCUAGCCUUCAUGAGUGAACCGGGCCCACACACACACCAACCUCUUUGUGAAUUACUGAAAAAGGAUUCGGAUUUGGGAAUGACAAAAAGUUCAAAUGCCCUGCUUUGCUUUCCUCUCCCCCAAAAAUACAGUAUCGAAUGACAGUCGUGAUCCCAACAAUGCCAACCUCCAAGCAGUUAUGUAAAUAAGUAAGUAAAAUCACCUUGACUGAUUUUACUUACUAUCUUUUUACACCAACGUCCAAGCAAUUAAUGACGUAAGUAAGUAACAGCCCUUUUCCACUAGUACCUGCUCAACUCGACUGACUCAAAUUUGGUUGUUUUCCAUUACAAUCGAGUACCAAAUACAGUACAGUAAGUCCCAGGACACAAACACAACACAACAAUGGAGGAUGAGCUACCUGCUGCUCGGUCUAGUUCUUUUUGUCAAACUCGAGGACCACAGUGUUGUUUGUUUGUGUAGCCAUUUUUCUCCUUGCUGAGUUUCAAAAAUUUUGGUGAAGGAGUCGCUGUCAUGACUUGUGGAAUGACGCCACUGGCUAGGCAAUCAGUGCCAUGUGGCCUGUUGAUGUAACAUUUUCGGUUAGCCUCAGAACAACCGCCGAGAAGGUACUAAAAAAAGAACCUGGUAGCAGGUACUACCACCUACUCGAAAACCCUUAAAAACCGGGUCAAGUCAAGCUGAGUAGGUACAAGUGCAAAAGGGCUAUAAGUAAGUAAAGUUACUUACCUACUUACUCUGUUAUGCCAACUUCAAAGCAAAUAACAACACAGGCGAGACCUCGGUUGAGCACGAGGCCACAAAUACAGCACGCGGCCACCCUGAUGUGGUAAUGAUGUCGUCUCUAACUUUAGGCCGGGGUGACCAUGCAGAACGUUUUGCUCCCCUCCCCCACCCCGCAUUAUCACAGUUGCUUAUCGAAACAGAGAAUUCCUACGAGCUGCACUGACGCCUCAUUUCACAUUGUAUCUUCUCUGUGCAAAAAAAUCUAAAUGUGGAAAUAGGAUAAUCCUAUAACAUUAAUGCAUAAUACCCACGCCGAAAGAGCAGAUCAUCUAUGCACAUGCUUGCCAGGAGGAAAAAACAAAACAAAAAAACGCACACGCACUCCAUACACACAUGUAAAUACACACUUACAGGGCACGAAAAAAAGAAUAGUAAUAUUCACACACCAACCCCCCACCCCCCCACCCUUCCCUCGCACACACGCGCACUCUUUUUCUUCCCCAGCGACUCUGUCGUUUUUCAGUAGCAUCAUAGUAGUGUUCCACAACCACCCGGAAACCAGUGGGGUGUGAGACGAGCUAAUGGUCCAGAUGACUGGGCCUCGCCAUGCUUUUAAAAUAGUAGCACUUGGCCCGAAGAUAGG